Molecule: messenger RNA, 1011 nt
Organism: Plasmodium gonderi
Lineage: Eukaryota; Apicomplexa; Aconoidasida; Haemosporida; Plasmodiidae
Product: Plasmodium exported protein, unknown function
Exons: 2
Coding region: 1-1011 (336 amino acids)
Source: RefSeq, a predicted model, not a curated record
AUGGCUAAAAAACAACCGCAGGCGAGGAUACACUUAAAUUUACUCUUAUUGCAUUUUAGUGAAAAUGAUUUAAAUUCUGUUAAAUUUUAUAGUAUGAUGAAUAAUAAUUCUUUGGAAUUAAGGAAUCCACGUUUAACAUACUGUAGAAAUUUUUCUUAUAAUUUCGAUAAUUUAGACAAAAUUAAAGAACUUUGUUUAAAAUAUUUAAAUUAUUUAAUAUAUCUAAACAUAAAAAGGAGUAAUUAUAAUUACAAUAAAAUUAUUUGCAAUUUAUUAUCAUUUUGGCUAUAUGAAAAACUGUCAGAAACACUUAAAGAUGAAAAUAUGCGUAUUAUAGCAUUCGGUGAUAUUCAACGAAUGUGGAGUUAUGUUUAUAACAUUAGGAGUAAAUCAAGUAAUUUUAAAUGUGUACCAUAUGAUUCUAUUGUUAGAUAUUACCAUUAUAGAGAAAAUGCUAAAAAACUCUAUGAUUACUAUUUCGAUUUUAAUUACCUUUAUCAUAUCUCUAGGAAAUGUGAUGCUAGCUGUACGGAAUUAUGCAUGUACCUCAAUAAAAUAAAAGAGGCAUAUGAUUAUUUUAAUGUUCCCUGUAAUAAUGGUAAAAAAACUUAUUGUCCUGUUUUUGUGAAAAAAAAUGAAGAUUACGAUCCAAAAAAAUUGCUUCAAAGGGCUUCUUGUAUGGGAUAUACUAAUGAACAUCAUGAUGAAUCAGAUACAACUAAGGAAAAGCGAUUGAUGGAUCAAGAAGAAGAACCAUUAGCUCAUAAUGAGUUAAUGACAGAGGAUUCUUCUGAUCUUAGUGACCUAAUAAGUGUCGAACCAAAUCCUAUAAUUACAUUUCGUAAUUCUCUUUUAGGAUUAGUCCUAUUAUCUAUGUUAUUUGGUCUUUUAUAUAAAGUAUAUGAAAAUUACAUUAAUUUAUAUAAAUUUUAUAAAUUACUUAGUAAAUUAUUUCUACAUUUAUAUUAUAUAAUAAAAGAAUUAAUUGUAUAUAUUAUUUAUUAUUCCUAA